Aureobasidium uvarum is the source of this 5640-nucleotide messenger RNA. The record is from the annotation of a GenBank genome assembly. NCBI's taxonomy places the organism in Eukaryota, Fungi, Ascomycota, Dothideomycetes, Dothideales, Saccotheciaceae.
CUCUUCAACAUGGCCACCACAUCAUUACUUGAUCUGCCGGACGAACUUAUCCACAACAUCUUUGUCCAUCUGAACGCUUCGUCGGCCACCCACUUUGGACAAAGCUCGAAACGCCUAUACAAGAUCUCGAACACUACCUCAUUAUGGCGACACUGGUGCCGCGAAGGUUGGAAUUACUGGGAGGAGCAAGAUGGCAGGCCUGUCCCGGACUACAACCCUCAUUCGCAAACCGAGUGGAAACGCGCAUACGCCGACAAGGUCACCCAAGACCAGGAGGCCUUCGCUAUCUUCAAUGACCUUCUGAGCACUCAGCAGAAUCGAAUGGCGCGCAUGCACGAGAUUGUCGAACACUACUCAUACGAUGCCAAAGACAUGUUGGUGAGGCAGCUUGGCACGCCUGACGACGCCGAGGAUGUCCUCGCCCGCAGAUACUGGAGUGGUGUUGUUCUUGAGCUGCUUCAUCGCUUCAAAGCCGUGCAGAUAUGGGACAAGAUGCAGUGGCAGGACUACCCACCACUUGAAGAAGCCUUGGGCGCUUUCGACCUGUUCAUCCAAGGCAGCAGCAGCGACUUUGAACUGUCUAUCUUGAAGAAAGAGUUGGAUGACAUUGCACAUGCUAUCGAGUCCUCAGAUCUGGAAUGGCGCGAGAGGAACCAUACCGAGAAGGCGGUUGCCAUUUCCAAGUACCUGAGAGAACACAAUCUCGUGGGCUGCUCACCAGAUACUUUCAGCCUGAUGCGGUACCGAUUUCUCACCCACGUUUUGACACAUCCUACCGACAAAUCUUCUAUUCCUAUGCAGUCUGUCGUCAUCUUCUGCUGCGUGGCCAUGCGACUUGGACUGAAAGCCUGGCCUUGCAAUUUCCCAGGAAAGAUCCAUGCAGUCAUUGAAUCGCCAUACGGUCCGUCAAUCAAAGAUACACGUGCCUCACACAAACUUCCCGAGGGUGUCGUCUGGAUGAAUCCAUCUGACCACGACGAGAUCAUCACAGAGCAAGCAAUGCGAGACAUGCUCGAUCAAAUGCCACACUACAACACCCCGGAAAGUCAAUAUUCAUGCUUGACACGAGCUCACACUCGAGCUUUGGUGCUGAGAACUGGUGUUAACAUUAUCGGAUCCAUGCAAUUCCACAGACCAUCACCAGGCUGGGAGACUCCCAACAUCGCGUUCUGCGCACUGUGGAGUCUUAUCUCCAUGAGUCAGGUCGACGCUACGAAGAGUGCAGAGCUGUUCGUACGCCAUCAACAUUGGCUCAAGCAGAUAGUGAACUGGUUUGAGGGUUAUGUUCAGGAUGGGCUCUGGCUUGACGAUGCUGUACUCUUCGAGCGUUAUGUUCUGCCUCUGAUAGAUGGAGAGGAAGCAAAGGCCAGACUGUCGCAAAUCUUGCAACAGAUUCGAAUCGCAGACUCCAAUGCGAAUCCCAUCACUCCUCGUGACGAGCGUACACAUUUGGUCAAGUAUAAGGUCGGGCAGAUCUUCAGACACGUCCGCUACGGCUAUGUGGGUGCAAUCAUUGGGUGGGAUCCUAGCUGCCAGGCUGGCGAGUUUUGGAUUCAGAGCAUGCGAGUGGAAGAUCUUCCUCGAGGUCGUGAACAAAGCUUCUACCACAUAAUAUGCGAGGACGAAUCUCUACGCUACGUCGCCGAGGAGAAUAUCAUGGUACUCGCAGAAGAGCCGUCCGCCAACCUACUGAAACUUGCUGGUCGCUACUUCAAACGCUGGGACCAAGAGGACAAGGUCUUCGUCAGCAACAUCAAGGACGACAUCUCACAAGACUUGGCUUUAGUUGAGGAAGCAUCCAACUAUGGUCAGGAACUUGCUUCCACGGAGAAUGCUCCAGUCCCUGGCAGAGAAAGAGCUGUAGUGACUGGUUCUAUCUCGAUCCAUGGCAGUGACAAGACCAAAUGGUCACCUUCGCACUUCAUCGAUCUUGCACUCUGUAUGGGCGGUCCUGAGGCAGGCAAUCAAGCCGCUCGAGCCUUGAAAGUUUUUGGAGUCUGGAACCCUUCAGGCGAGUUCGAGCGAGGAUUCUCCAUGCACUCCAUCAAAAUAUGCCUCAAUCGCGAACAUAUCUUGCGUAAGAUCUGGCCAGAUGAUGUCAAAGAUCAAGAGGAAGUACUUGUUUGGGCAAAUCAUCACCGAACUUCGUCUGAUCCACCAAUUAAGGAUUUUGAGGAUGCUCACUCCCAUAUCUUGCGGCAGUGCAUCGGGGAAGACCUCAAGCUGUUCCCUCGCUUGGCUAGGAAAUACGAUAUUGGCGACGUUAGCAAGCGCAUGAUCUCGAAAGCAUACUUUGAUAGUACUCUGGCACCUAUUCUGCUGAAGCACUUCGAUGCAGAUGUGGAGCUUCCCCUCAUCUACAAAGCAGUUGAUAUCAGUCAAGACAAACUUGUCGACCGCAACCCCCUCAAGCAUGUUAUACCAGCCAAAAUACCCUCGGCACUACCUACUCCCUAUGCAAACAAGGGUUGGCCCCAGGAAAGGCCCCAGGAAAGGGUCAGACGCGACCAGCCAGUCCACCACAAAGGUUACAAUGACGACGGAGAUGACAGUGAGCCUGACUACCAAAAAGCCGCAAAGCCGAUCAAGACAGAACCUGGUGUCAAUAAAGACCCCGGCUUUGAUCAUCAGAGAGGAGUACGCGUGUGGAGCCCUAGAGAAACUCAGGCCUGUACUAGGAUCAUUAUGCAGACAUGUCUCGAGAGGCAGACUCCGAGACUUAGUUGUACCCUGGUCUCACAACGUCUGAGAGCUGAGCACAACUUUGUUCGUACACCGGAAUCUAUCGGUCGUAAAUGGUACGCAGAUCGGAGUCGCUGGCCACUUUUUCGAGAAUUGCCUCGAGGCCUCGGGUCCAACGAAGACAAGAAUACCAACAAGGAGAUUGCAAAGCAUCAGGAUCCUGGAAAGAACGCUGAUGGCGAAUAUUCUGAUGAUGCGGAAGACAAUGUGGGAGUUGACGUUGCAGAUGUCGCGGCAGACAACGAAACGAAUGAUGAGGCUAAAGGCGGGUUGGACAAUGGAACUGAAGCUGUACGAGUCCCGUCCGAAGCAUCGAUUAACGUGAGACCAACUCCCUCUCGCAGACAGUCUCAGACUGCGCAUGUUAUCAACGCCCACAAGCCAAUCACACGCGGUGCCAUAGAGUCCGAAGCUAGAGAGAAGCAAACUACCAACGAUCUCUACCAAAAGUCUCGCAACGUCCCAACAGAUCUACUUGAACGAUUCCUCCGAAGCAGCAACAGUCUAGCACUACACAGAAGCUGGAUGGAGGUCUUGGAGCAAAGAACAAAAAACGGAAUGAAACCUUCAGGACCAGAAGAUCGUCCACCCUACUCUGCUGACCAUUCCCUCAAUGUAUCGCCAACCACGAAGACCCCAGCAAUUCUGUUCUCUCUUCAAAAGCUCAAGCGGAUAUCGAUAAGGCUCAACCCUGAUCAAGCUAUGGCCGCGCCAUCUCUUUCGAUUACUUUUUUGCCCCAAACGAGAGAGAGAGAGAGAGAGAGAGAGAGAGAGAGAGAGAGAGAGAGAGAGAGAGAGAGAGAGAGAUUCAGCAAGGCAGAGGAUGCUGGUGAGAUCGACUAUACUGCUGUCGGUGAUAUCACCGAAAAGAAGACCGAUAUUGAUGACAACACCAAUGAUGUCGCUGGCCACGAUGAAAGCGCCAACGACGUCGUCGACAGCGAGGAAGAAGACCUCUACGGCUGCACCGACAAGGAAGACGCCAACGAUGUCGAUGACAACGACGAAGAGACACCCUGCAACAACACUCCUGAUGAACAACCCAUCAACGACGAUACCGACGAAGAAGAUGACUGGACCGAAGAAGGCAUUCGCAUCGCAGCAAUCAAAGAGCAACUCAAAGCCUCCCAACAAGAAGCCUGGGAAACCGAACGCGAUCUCGAAAGAUGGCAUACCGAGGAGCUGAUCGAAGUCAAGCGUCACCAUCAACAAGAACGCGAGCGCAUCGCCAAAGCAAACCAACAGCUGCUCGAGGCCCACAGACAAGAAGCCGACGACGACAUGGCCGCCGCCCUUCAAACAUUUGUGGACCAGCGCGACAAUCUGGAAAACAUCGCCUCCAGACACUACCACCGUGCCAACAAAGCCGAACAGGACAUCUUGGAAGCCGAGCAACAACACCAGGCUUGCAGAGAAGAAGCCUGGAGUCUCGAAUGCGCCGCCGAACAAGCACAUCGUGAGGAGCUGGACGAGUUGCAACGCAAGCACCUCGAAAACCUCAACGAGACCAAGAACAAGCACUUUCAAGAACACAGCAAAUUCGUCAGAAUCAUGAAAGCAAGCGAACAGAAACGCUGCCAGGAUGCCGCCACAAACGCCGAGCUCUGCGGAUCUGCCGCAGUGACGCUAUCUGCCGAAAUCAAGAAAGCCAACACCAUGAAGGCCAAGUUCGAGAAGAUGCUCGAGGACGCGAAGGCUCGCUACAACCAAGACAUGAGCAAAGAACGUGCGGAUUGCCGAUUGCUAGAAGACAGACUGGAAGACAUCAUGUACCACGACGACAUCCUCAAGCUUGUCGCGAUGGUGGCAAGUGCUGAAGAUACUAUCGAGGAUUUCAAGGAGGAGAAGCAAGACACCAGGGCUGCCCACGACCAAGAGAUGGCGAAACUCAAGGAGGAGCUCGAGAAAGUCAAGAAAGAGGGCGCCGAAUAUCUGUCCGAUCUCGAGUCUGAACUCGACGAGCAAUACGAGGCAAUGCAAGAUUUGAUCGAGGAAAGAGAAAAACUCUUGAUCGACAGAAUCAAAGCAAAGGAGGACACCGGCCGCUUCGAACAGAGUCUUGACACCGCAUCGGCUGAGGUGGCAAAGGUCGAGCAUGAAAAGUCUCAGCUUAUCUGCCAGGUGCAUGGAGCCAAAGCCAAAAUCGAGCAGCUUUACGACGAACUCAACGGAAUGUGCCAGGAGAAGCAAGGACUCAUCAUGGACCACGAGCACAAGAUGGACAAGGCAACGGAGACAGUUCAGCGCCUCGAACAGAGUCUUCACACUACGUCGGAAGUGCUGGAAGACCUCAAAGCCCACGAAUCGCGGCUUGCCGGGUGCUUGUGCAACAGUCAAACCGAGGUUGACGAGGCGCACGAAGCGAUGGAGGAGUUGAUCGAGGAAAAGGAUGAGCUCUUGAUUGAGAACUGCAAAGCAAAGGCAGAGAUCCAGCGUCUCGAACAGCGCCUGCGGGGUUUCGAAACUAGCCGCGAGCAGGAGAUGAGCAAAGAGAAGGAAGAGCGUCGCGAGCUGGAGAGCAAGAUUCGCGACGUUUUGGCCAAGUCGAGCGAGGCCAAGCAAGAGCAAAACGAGCUUCGUAACCGAUUCUGGGAGGCCAAAUACGAGAUUGAGGAGCUGAAGGAAAGAGAACAGGAAAGGGAGCAGGAGAGGCAGAUGGAAAUGAGCAAAGCGAAGGAAGAGCGUUGCGAGCUGGAGGGCAAGAUUCGCGAUGUGCUGACCAAGUCGAGCGAGGCCAAGCAAGAAGACAAUGAGCUUAGUAACCGGUUCAAGGAGGCCAGAUGCGAGAUUGAGGAAUUGAAGAAGAGGGAGCAAGAGUUGAAAAGGCAGAAGGACGCUGAGCGUCAGAUGUUCGAGAGAAGCCUUUUUAGCAUGCGCAAUCUGCUGCAAAAGGUUUAG